AUGGCUUCGGGCUCAGCGCAGCCCGCAUCGCAGCCUUCGUCCUCGAGUGAUUCCUCCAGUAGCAACGACCCCUCUCCCGAUCCGUCGGUCGAUCCCUCUUCGCUCCCGCAGGCUGUAAAGGCAAGGAAGGCUGAAUAUACCCAUCAACAGACGAUCCGUGUGAAAGUCGGCACCUGGAAUGUCGCUGCCAUUCCGGGCACCGAGAAUGACAUUGGGAAAUGGUUCAUACAGCGGGAAGGCGUAUGCGAGCAAAUAUCCGGGCUUCGGGUCUCUGACUCGCAAGAGCAAGCUAGUGUGAGGAAUAAUGAGCCUGGAAAUGGUGGAAGCCUAGCCGAGUUUGCGCCGGACAAGAUCGGCCUUUACGUCCUGGGGUUACAGGAGAUCGUGGAUGUCUCGUCGCCUGCGGAGGCCUUGAGACCCUUUGUUGACCCAGCACCGUCGAACCGCUGGAAAGCAGCGGUCCAGAAAGCACUGCCAGAAGGCUAUAAGCUUAUUGCAGAGACUCAGCUGGUGGGCUUGCUUCAAUUGGUAUAUGCGGCACCUUUCCUCGCCGAUCAAGUGUCGUUCGUUAGCUGCACCAGUGUGGGCACGGGCCUGUUGGGAUAUAUGGGCAACAAAGGUGCUGUUACAACUCGAUUAAUGUUGGGCGAAACGACAUGCGUGGUCUUCGUGAACUGUCACUUGGCGGCUGGAUCCGACAAGAAUAGUCUAGAACGACGGAAUUGGGAUGCCUCACAAAUUGUCGGUCGGACGAAGUUUGAGCCCAUCGACCCAAAUGUAGCGCUUCGCGAAGAACCCGUCAAGAGCAUAGGGAAGGAGGACUUUGCAUUUUGGUUUGGAGAUCUCAACUAUCGCCUGGAGGAUAUCCCAGGUGGUGACGUGCGACAAGUCCUAGCCCGGCAUACAGCAAAUGACUACGAUGAUAGACAUCAAUCCCAGACUGGACCGAAGGACAGCACUACAUCGCUGGAGGGCACGGAUGAAGCGCAGAAGCAGGACACAGACAGCCCCCUCCCAGCUGUUUCGGACGAGGAUGUGGAUCCUCACACCGACCCAGCGUCUCUGCAAACCACCAUAUCGUCACUACUGCCCCAUGACCAGCUUCGAAUGCAGCAGGAUAAGCGAAAAGCUUUCCAUGAUGGUUGGCGGGAGGGCCCGAUCACUUUCCUACCCACGUACAAGUAUGACGUGGGAAGUGUUGCUAGGUUUGACACAAGCGAGAAAAACCGAGGUCCCAGUUGGUGUGAUCGGAUACUGUAUCGGACUCGCCAGGACAGGAUGCGAUACGAAAGACUGGCCAAAGAAGCUGCGGAAGCCAGAAAACGCGACGAAGAAAUGAAAGCCCGGGGCUUGGAUAAGGCAGUGGCGGACGAUAGCGUCUUGUUUGAUUAUGACCCCGACGUCGACGGAGCGGACAGUGUGGAGGAAUACGAUCCAGAUAAAGAUUCCAACGGUGACGCCUCAUUAGAUCUGGACGACGAUGCGGAUAACUCACUGCAGCUUGAGUACUAUGUAUCGCAUCAAGGCAUCCUCUCCUCUGAUCAUAAGCCCUUAGCCGCAGCAUUUACGUUGACAUACGACUCGGUGGAUCCGCAGUUGAAAGCCAAGGUACACCAGGAGGUGGUUCGGGAGCUGGAUAAGGCGGAAAACGAAUCUCGGCCUGGACUCACAGUUGUGGUGGACCACCAUGGCAGUCAACCCACAAGUGAAGACCCCAAUGCCGUGAACUUUGGUGACGUCCCCUUCGAUGUGCCUGUCACCCGUACACUGACGGUCGCAAACACCAGCGGCGUGCCAGCAACUUUCACCCUAGAAAAGCCGGAGCAAGAUGUCUCAAACCACACGCCAUCCUGGCUGGACUACCGUAUCGACCAACCACAUCACUCCGACUCGGAGUCCGGCUCAAACCAGAAACCGCCGUCUCAUGAGUGUACCCUGCAUCCCGGGGAGAUUGCCAACAUUGAGGUCACAGCAUGCGUUCGAGACAUCGAACUGACUCGUUUACUGAACAGCGGGAAACUGAGUCUAGAGGAAAUUCUCGUCCUUCGGGUUGCGCAGGGCCGAGAUCACUUCAUCUCCGCUUACGGCAAAUGGCUGCCCACCUGUUUUGGCCGCUCACUACAGGAGCUAACCGUCAUGCCUGAAUCAGGUGCACGCAGCCUGGUCCCAGCCAAGGCACCCCAAGACCAGAAAGACACCCCAGGCGUGCCUUUGUCGGCCCCUCGGGAACUGUUUCGAUUGACCGAGGCCAUAUCCGAGAUAUCAGAACGUGCCAUUGCCGAGUGGAGCAUGACCAGGAGUGAGGCGGAAGAAGAUACACCACCAUGGAUGCGAGAGACCUCUGGGUUCGGAUGGCCCUUCGAGCCCGAGUCCUGGACUCUCCGCGAUCAAGAUGAACGAUCCCAUCUAUUAUCGCGUGCUCGCGAAGCACUCGACACCAACAAGGACUUCAACUCAGUGUUUGCCCCAGAGGUAACUUCACUCCAACGUCUCGAAAUCCUCAGCGAAACACUUCUCGCAUUCCUCGGGUCCCUGAAGGACGGUAUUGUCACUGCCGCCGUCUGGCAAGACCUCGACCAACAACUCCUCACUCGCGAAAAAACCAAACAACCCCCCUUAUCCUGGGAAGACUCGCAGGCCUGGGUCCUCGAAAGCCUCGCCUUCUCCCCCGUCCACAGCGUCUCCUUCACCUUCGUCACGUUCAUGUUAGCCCGCAUUGCCAACGAAGUCGCCCCUGCAUCCUCCAUCCCCAACAACACCAACACCAACACCCGCGGCCCCACGCCCAACCUUCUAAUCUCAUCAUCUGGCAACGAACCCCAACCAAACACAACCACCCAGAAGAACCCACCAGAAGAUACACCCCAGCCCGGUCCUGCCCCCGCCGCCUUCAUCCGCCGUAAAACACGCACCUUCACCUCAUCCAUCUCAAGCAUAGCAACCGAACAAUCCUCACUCAAUUCUACCCCCAGUCCAAUGGCCAUCCGUCGUCAAGCCGUGGAAACCGCUCUGGCAUCCAUAUUCUCAUCCGUCCUCAUAUCAUCGGACAUUACUGUCCCAUCAAAGGAGAAAGAUCGGCGUGCGCUAGAGGAAAGGAAACGGGGGAUCGUUGAGCCGUUUUUGAAGACGAUUGGGGUUGAUAAUAAGGGGCCUUCCGGGGGUGGUAUUUCCUGA
This is a messenger RNA of Aspergillus tubingensis, 3174 nucleotides long. RefSeq names its product phosphatase family protein. Gene Ontology annotation, biological process: phosphatidylinositol dephosphorylation. Gene Ontology annotation, molecular function: phosphatidylinositol-4,5-bisphosphate 5-phosphatase activity. The record is from RefSeq and is a predicted model, not a curated record. The transcript has a single exon. Bases 1 to 3174 code for a protein of 1057 amino acids. Lineage: Eukaryota; Fungi; Ascomycota; Eurotiomycetes; Eurotiales; Aspergillaceae.